Messenger RNA from Verruconis gallopava, 1622 nucleotides. RefSeq lists its product as uncharacterized. Bases 130 to 1461 code for a protein of 443 amino acids. The transcript has 3 exons. NCBI's taxonomy places the organism in Eukaryota, Fungi, Ascomycota, Dothideomycetes, Venturiales, Sympoventuriaceae. The record is from RefSeq and is a predicted model, not a curated record.
GUCAAUUGUUGAUGGACACAAUCCAGAUAUCUCCGUAUUGUCCUCGUCUGCAGCUCCAGAAUAUCGCUUGAUCUCUCGAAGACGGCAAUUGCGUUCCUUGUCGGUCCCACACACGUCGUUUUAUGCACCAUGGCAGCUCCCGGGGGCAAGUUCUUUAUCCAGGAGAAUAUGAAGAAAGUGGCGCCGCACCACGAGAGCUGGGAGAAGCUGUGGGAGACGAAGUGGAAGUUUCCUGCUACCAUGGGUGUCUACCCGUUCAUGUUCGGUGCUGCGAAGGACUUCGAACCUAUCCUUGAGCGCAUGAAAGAGCAAGGUCUUAAGGAGCCGUACGACUGGGAUUCUUACCCGGACAACUUCUUUCCUAAGGCGGAAGAACUCGAGAAGAAGGCCCUCGAGGCGGAGACCGAAGGCGACUUGGAGAGGGCUGCCGAGUACUACUUUAGGUCUUCUGCUGUGUACAGAAUAUCCCGGUUCCCGGCCCCAAGGUCUGCAAAGCAGCGGAAGGGCUGGGAUAAAUCCAAGGAGGUCGUGUUGAAAGGGUUAAAGUAUUCCUGUCGCACGAUUGGUGCUACUGACUUUUUGCUAAUGUGCUCUAGACUGAGAGGCGAACUUGGGGGAUUCUCACCCGUCCACGAAGUGCAGAUCCCCCACAAGCACAAGGCUGGAAAUGAUAAAGACAUACUCCCGGUCUUCGUUCAGAUUCCAGACGGUGCAACAGAAGGGAAGCCUGUGCCCUGCGUCAUCAUUGUCACUGGCCUCGACGGAUAUCGGACGGAACUAUGUGUUUGGGCAGAAGGCUGGCGAAGAAACAACGUCGCCACAAUUAUCAUGGAGAUCCCGGGAACUGGUGACUCGCCUGCCGAUCCCCUUGAUCCGAACAGUCCGGACAGAAUGUGGUCUACGCUGUUCGAAUGGAUCGACACGCAGGAUACAAUUGAUAGUCGGAAGCUGUGCACUUGGGGCUUUUCAACAGGUGGCUUCUAUACAACGAGAGUUGCAUACACGCACUACGAGAAACUUCUUGGUGCGGUCAAUCUAGGGGGUGGAAUGCAUCAUAUGUUCGACCCUGAAUGGCUAAACGAGGUGAACCAUCUCGAGUAUCCGUUUGAUCUCGCAAACACAUUAGCCUACAAGUGGGGGUACGGUAACGACGUCGAGACCUUCAAAAAGGAGGCCUCAGACAAAUUCUCGCUGCUUAAGGAUGGAACGCUCGAUAAGCCCCAGUGUGCACGUCUUCUUCUCGUCAACGGUACAGAGGAUGAAAUCUUCCCUAUCGAUGACUACUAUUUGACGCUGCAACACGGUCCGCCCAAGGAAGCACGCUUCGUGACAGGUAAGAAGCACAUGGGUGAACCUGAUAGUUUCUUCAUCAUCUUGAAUUGGAUCUACAAGCUCUUUAACCUGGAGGCAGAUGCUGGUCAGCAGCUGAGCACUUUGCCAUUUAAAAGCAAAUUUCCAUAGCCAGACAGCAUAGACAAGACUAUAUAAGCGACGAUAAUGAUAAUAAUGAUGAUGAUGUUGUUGUUGUUGCUGUUGAUGAUGACGACGGUAGCAAAGGCCAGUUUGGAUCGAUUACGAGCUAAAUGAACUUAGAGCGAAGAAGGAAUGAUGAAUUUUCAGCC